Molecule: messenger RNA, 948 nt
Organism: Eimeria maxima
Lineage: Eukaryota; Apicomplexa; Conoidasida; Eucoccidiorida; Eimeriidae
Exons: 1
Coding region: 1-948 (315 amino acids)
Source: RefSeq, a predicted model, not a curated record
AUGAAGCCAGCUCCGUAUGCCUGGGCAUCACGGUCAUCCAUAGCAGCUGCAACAGCAGCAACAGCAGCAGCCGCUGCUGCUGCAGCGGCAGCAGAAGCAGCAGCAGCAACAGCAGAAGAAGAUGCGUUCUUGUUGGAGGAAGAUGAAGCCAAUGAGCUGCUGCGGCAGCUGCAGCGGCGCGAUGCAGCUCCGUAUAUCAGAGCGCAACAGCUGCUGCAGCAACAGCGGCAGCAGCAGCUGCAGCAGCAAAUGCAGCAACAGCAGCAGACCGAUGGCUCAACACUCCAGCAGAAUAUAGGCUUGCUCCAAUCCGAGCAGCAGCAGCAGCAGCAGCAGCAGUUAUUGGCUGCAGCAGCAAGCCCCUCAGCAUUUGAACGUAGGAGGGUGCACCAUGAUAGUCCUGCUGCAGGAGCAGGAGCAGCAACAGCAGCAGCAGCAGCAGCGAGCCCGUCAGCAGCAGCAGCAGCAGCAGCAUCAGCAGCAGGAGAUGAUAGCCUUUUCUGGUAUGUUCCUUCAGAGGAAUGUUAUACAACAAAGCCUGUGUAUAUCCCUUUGCUGCAGCUGCUGCGGCAGCAGCAGCAGCAGCGGCGUGUAGCAGCAGCAGAGCAGCAGAAGAGGCAGCAGCAGCAACAGCAGCAGUUACAGCAGCAGCUGCAGCAGCAGCGCAUGCAAAUGGGGGGUCCUCAGGGUUUGCUGCUGGAGGCAGAAGCAUAUGUUGCUGCUGCUUUGUUGCGUCGUCGUCUGCAGCUAACAGCAGCAACUAAGAAGCUUGAUGCUCAGUUUGCUGCUGCUGCUGCUGCAACAGCAGCAGCAGAAGCAGCAGCACCUUGCUGGCUUGCUCAGGUGUCUAGGCACCUCCUCCCUUAUGUUGCACAAGUCUCUAGCAGAGCUUUUUUUGAUCCCCAUUAUCGGACCCAACUACUCGAAACCCUAAACCCUAAACCCUAA